GCAUCGCACGCCUCUCCCUCGACCAAGACUCGAUUUCAUCCACAUCUCUUUCACACUCUGGUGGACGUUGCGUGUCGAUGAGCCUUCUGCAUCGUCUCAGCGACAGUGUAAGCAAGACUGGCUCUUUCGGAAGAGUCUUCUGCCGCUCCUUUUCUAUCUCAAUCUCCAACUUCUCGAGCUCUACCACUUCUAGGCGGCAACCACUGGGUCAUUCGACACCCAGAUCCUGGCUCGAAGAGUUCUAUCCGGGCUUCUUUUCUGAGACGCCUAUCUAUCCCAACGUCCUCGGCAUCAAACCCCUCAGCUCCAAUGGCUCCCUCUCUCAAGACCUCAGCUCUCUGCGACUUCCUCCCUUACCGUUCGUUCCCCUCCCUCAACCGAACGAGAACGGCCGCAUCACCCUGCUUCAGCGGUUUAGGCACCGGUGGCGAAAGAGGACUGCCCUGAACACAUUUUACAAGCGAGGCAUAGCUCAGAUCUCUCACAAUCACAAGGAAUAUACCUCCCUGUUCGAACGCCUCCCCCGCGAGUGUGCUCUGCUUCCAGAUUUGGCCGCUCUCUAUGGCGGUUCCAAUCUCAAAAUCCAGGACCAUUCCAUCCCGAUGCCCCAGAUCUCCCGUCGUGAAUUCCAGCUGCUGCUCCACCACGGAUCGGACUAUGCCCGAGUAUCAGGAUUUGCCUUGCUUUUCUGGCUGUUUCGUUCCUGGGCUCCUUUAAUUGCCCCAAGGCUUCCUUCUACUUGCGAACGACCAGAGGACCGAAGUAGACAACUCAAGGCCUUGUGCAAUCGCUUCGACUUCUUUGUGCGCAACCGCAACGAUAAUUUGGAUAUUGUGACCGACGACUCCCAGUUGAACACGACUGAGCGGGCCGAGGAGUUUUAUACCAUUUGGAGAAGGCGGCUCUUGAGGUGGCACUAUGUUGUUGUCAAUGACCCUUUAUGCAAGCUCAUUCCAUGGGUCCCGUACGCUUGGACAGAAUCCGCAGCUCGUUUCUUUGGUCGUCGGUGUGAGGAUCACUAUCGCUCGAUCACUGCCGAUACAGUGCUUAUAAUGCGCGAAGGCGGAUUCAAUACUCUCUCUGCUGACGAUAUUUACGACUACUGUGUCAGAUGCGCCUCCCCAACUUUCAUCAGUUACGCCAAACAAGCUCUCCAGAACGGCGUUAAUCCUGCCAACGAGGCCAUGAGAAAGGCCAUGGUACCCGUUCUCGAGGCCCGCGCAAAAAGGAUGUUGGCCAUCGACUGGACCAGACUGCGUCCGAAGUCACUCGGUUUAAUUGAGCCGCUCAGUCGAUUGCGCGACCGUGAGGACCCUGAUUCAGUCUGGGGACGGAGAAAGUGAUGGGAAACGUGCUCUCCUUCCUCUGUGAAGGUGAUCAUGAUAAAGCUUCGAUUUACCGCCGCAUCUAACCCUAUGUUCGAAGUUUCUGAAACCGGAAUUCCAAGGCAUAUAACUAUGGUGACAAAACUUGUCGGCUAUUGGUCUGCCUCCGUCGCCGCGGAAACAGCGACUGCAUUUUUUCCCUGUUCAAACUACCAGACCAACUGUACAGACGAAACCCGAACUUUUGAGCGAAGGGACGGUCCCCCAGGGUCGCUCCUCUGCCCUGUUCAUUAAUCACAAACCAAAUGGAUAAGUUUCCGCCUCGAGCAGUGGUGUAUGGGGCUGUUUCUUUUCCAGCGCUCCGACUGCCUGCGUCCUGUCGAAAAACACAUACGCGUCGAACUGCUUGGACAACCUGGAGCCGCUGUAAUGACUCCACAGCUCCGUCUUCGGCCGGUAAAUCACGCCGAUGAAUCGUUCAAGCCGAUUAGCAGCGAGGGCUCUGCGCGUAUCUUCGUCGCAAUGCCCCUUGCGCAUAUCAAGCAGAAAUCUUGGCAUGUUGGUGCUGUGUGCCACAUACUCCCAGCUGUCCUCUCGCGACGGAUUGACGUUCAUGAUUUGCAUGUCACCAUCCCACUCGUGUGCGGCAGCGACUGAGCCGUCAUGUGUGCCGCAACCUACGAGGACCACAUCGGAUAGAUUCUCGCGGCAGAGUUGACCGAGAUUGAGUUCCUCGCGCUGCGUGCCCAUGUCGGUGAAUCGCGCGUCCCCGAGGUGGCUGUUGUGAGCCCACACCACGGC
Messenger RNA from Cladophialophora immunda, 2126 nucleotides. RefSeq lists its product as uncharacterized. Bases 78 to 1343 code for a protein of 421 amino acids. The transcript has a single exon. The record is from RefSeq and is a predicted model, not a curated record. Lineage: Eukaryota; Fungi; Ascomycota; Eurotiomycetes; Chaetothyriales; Herpotrichiellaceae.